Molecule: messenger RNA, 15441 nt
Organism: Bactrocera dorsalis (oriental fruit fly)
Lineage: Eukaryota; Metazoa; Arthropoda; Insecta; Diptera; Tephritidae
Gene: gpp
Product: histone-lysine N-methyltransferase, H3 lysine-79 specific
Exons: 8
Coding region: 1755-9350 (2531 amino acids)
Biological process (GO): DNA damage checkpoint signaling; regulation of transcription regulatory region DNA binding; DNA repair
Cellular component (GO): nucleus
Molecular function (GO): histone H3K79 methyltransferase activity
Source: RefSeq, a predicted model, not a curated record
CAGUCGGGUGGCUGAGAACGUGAAAAGUUGAUUUAUUUCAGUUCCUUCUUCAAUUGCCAGUGAGCCAGACGAUUAAAUUGAAAAGGGGGGAAAUGGCGCAAACUGUUAAUAGAACGUGUGGAGGAUUGAAAUUAUGCUACAAAUUUGAACAGAGCAGUGAAAAUAAUUAAUUUUAGAAAAAAUCAGAUUGAUUUGAAGGUGCUCUGUUAAAAGGGUGUAAUUUAUAAACAAGAGUAAAGUGAAAAAGGAAUAUUGUGUAGAGCCGAAAUGAGCAUCGAUUGAAAUACAUAGAUGAAGAAAGAAGUAUGAAUGAAAAACCGAAUGUGUUGAGCGAAGAAAAUUAGUAAAGUGACGAUUAUGAGUUUAUAAAAAGUGUUAAAGUAAAAGUGGAAUAAAAAUUAUUAAAGUAUAAAAAUGAAAAAUACAUAAUUGAAAAGUUAAGUGUGUAAAGUGUGAACCAAAAAUUAUUUCAACGUAUUGAACCGAAGAAGGGUAUGCAAUGGAAGAGAAGAGAAGGCGAAAAGUGCAAAACGUAUGUGAGAAGAAUGCAAACGUUGAAAAAAUUAAAAGCCUGAAGAAACAACAAUAAUAAAAACAACUCGAAGCAGCAAACAAAAAGCAAAAACAUUAGCCAGCGAAGCAGAUCCUCAAUAUCACCACCACCAAUCACUCGAUUCCAUAUAAUAGCAAAAAUAUAACACCUGCGCACACACACACAUACCCACAUAUACGCAUAAUUGAGUUCACACAUCAAAAAAAUUGAGGAAAUAAUACACGUACAUACAAAAACAAUUAUAUCGUAAGGAAAAUGAAAUGAAGUGAAACAAAAAAAAUUAGUUUUAAAAGUGUAAUAAGUAAAAAGUUAGAAAAAAGUACAAAUUACAACGAUAAGAUCAUCAAAACAACAACAAUAUAAGAAAUCAGCACAUUACACCGUAGAGCGUGCCACAAGCGUUCGUCAGCGAUCGGUGAUCAUAUGAUCAGCAACGAAAACAUCCGAGCUGUGGUUCAACAAUACAGCCUUGUGAGAGCAAAAGAAAGCGUGUGAGCGUCAUUUCCACCAGUCCAACGCGAGCGUCUAUGGGCAAACUCUGCAACACCACCACCCACCAAAAAACACCACAACUUCGUCUGGCCCUGAGCACUUUCCGAGCACAUCUGUGCGCACACUAUCAACUGGAUCCUCUGCGCAAAAAUUAACCAGCAGCCGAGACACCGUGUUAUCCUAUUCCUCGUCAGGUGCAUCCUAGCGCUGUGUGCCGCUUUACAACAACAACAACAAUAAUAACUGGAGCGCUUUGCUUUUUGUCGCCACGCUGUGUGCUCGCCGACAACAUUAUUGUCUUCUUGGUGGUGUUGGUGGCGGUGUGCCGUCGGUAUUGUCGUUGGUGUUGAUUGUCGUAGACGGUGCAGGUAUUGGCAAGUUGGCAGGCAGUUCACAACGUGAGUGGUUAAUUGAGGACAGGCACCGUAGACUGACACGCGCCCAUCGCUGUACCAACGCACCCGUACGCCCGCACGCCCAAUAGUCCAACAGCCCGCUCGUACAACUCACACACACACACUCUCAUCUAAAACGCAUUGUAACGUAAUCAAUAUAAUAUAAAAUAGAAAACAAAAUUAACCGUAAAAAGCAUCAAAAUCAUCAUAAUAACAACCAUAACAAUUACUGCCCAUUGGCUGCCUAGCUGAUUGGUUGGCUGUGCGACGGCCGCCAACGACUACAACAUUGCAGCGCUCGAAAGUAACGCAAUAUGGCAACACCGCAAGUAAAGGAUUUGGUGUUGCGUUCUCCUGCUGGCUCCUCCGAAGUCAUCACCUUCGUUUGGCCCCUACAAGUUGGCAGCGGCCAGGACAAGCACGACAAUGGCAUCGAUAUUAUCGACACUAUCAAAUUCGUGUGCGAAGAAUUGCCGAGCAUCUCAUCCGCAUUCGAAGAGAUUAAUCUCAAUCAAAUUGACACUGCCUGCUACAAGACUAUGACAAAUCUUGUCGAUCGAUUCAACAAGGCUGUUGACAGUAUUGUUGCAUUGGAAAAAGGAACUUCACUGCCCGCUGAGCGUCUUAACAAAUUCGCUCAUCCCAGCUUACUCAGACAUAUACUGCAAUUAGUUUAUAAUGCUGCCGUACUCGAUCCGGAUAAACUCAACAAUUACGAACCAUUCUCGCCCGAAGUCUAUGGCGAAACCUCAUACGAACUCGUCCAACAGAUGAUCAAGCAUGUGAAUGUGACAAACGAUGACACAUUCAUUGAUCUCGGCUCCGGUGUGGGCCAGGUGGUAUUACAAAUGGCAGGCUCAUUUCCGCUCAAAGCAUGCGUGGGCAUUGAAAAAGCCGAUACGCCCGCACGUUAUGCCGAACGUAUGGAUAUGUUUUUUCGUCAAUUUAUGGCGUGGUUCGGCAAACGCUAUUGCGAUUACAAGUUGAUAAAAGGUGAUUUUUUGGUAGAUGAACAUCGUGAGAAAAUUACCUCUUCGUCGUUGGUGUUCGUAAAUAACUUCGCAUUUGGUCCGAAUGUGGAUCAUCAGUUGAAGGAACGUUUCGCCGAUUUACGUGACGGUGCACGCAUUGUGUCUUCGAAAUCGUUUUGUCCGCUGAAUUUCCGCAUUACCGAUAGAAACCUCAGCGACAUCGGCACCAUAAUGCAUGUGAGCGAAAUACCACCACUAAAGGGUUCGGUUUCGUGGACCUGUAAACCAGUAUCGUACUAUUUGCAUACGAUCGAUCGUACGAUAUUGGAGCGUUAUUUUCAACGCUUGAAAACUCAAAAAGGUGCUGAAAACGAUCAUGUCGGCUCCACACGCACCACACGCGAUCGUGCCAAACGUGAGGCGCAUAAUCACGCGCUCAAUAAUCACCACAACCACAACCAUCAUCAUCAUAAUAACAACAACAACAGCAACAGUAAUACGCACUCAAACUCCUCCGCUGCCAAUUCGUCGUCCACGAACACAACCCACAACAGCAGCAGCAGCAACAACACGCAACGCACUAAUUCGCCGGCGGCGCAUGUCAGCAACAACAGCAGUCACGCGCAACAGUCGAACGCAUCAGCAACAACGACGACGUCGUCGGCUGCAACGUCCAAGACUACGAGAAAUCAACAACAGCAACAACAACAACGUGAACAGCAGCAAGCACAACGCAACAACUUGGACAUGGACACAUCGACAGAGAGCGAAGCUGAAGGCGACGUGGCAAAUGGCAGCGCAACCGGUGGCACCGCCAACGGACCGACCACACGCAAAAUCUGGUCCGACUGGUGCAGCAGCUCGAAGGGCAAGUCGUCGCAAUCCGACGAUGAGGAGAAUAAUAAUAACUUUAGAAAUACGGUCACGGCGACGGCGCGUAAUGCACGCACCGUUCCACAGAAAAAGCGCAAAAAGCUUACGCGCAAAGCGGCAAUUGCCAGCAAGAGUGCAGCUGCAGCGGCAGCGCAACGAGAAGCGGCAGCUGCUGCACGUGAGGCGGCAGCGCAAGAGGCCGCAAUGGCAGCCGCUGCGGCGAAUAGCAAGGACUCCUCGUCUAAGGAGGAUGGUGGCGCUGGUAGUGGUGGUGGCGGGGCACGCGGUCGCAAAGGCCGCAUGAAGAAGGGUGCACGCGGACGCAAAUCGUUAAAGAUCGCUGGUUUGGAUGUGCUGCACAAGCAGACGCUGUUGAGCACGUCGCACGAGGUGUUGAGCAAAAAAUUGCCAGCGGCGCCGGGCUGUGUGGAUCAACAGCUGACGUCACUGCUCACUCGCAAUAUGACACAUACGGAGCUGGAAAUUCCGGAAGCGCCCCAGGAUACACCUUACGCGCUACAAAUUUUAUUGGAUGUCUUCCGUACGCAAUACAUGGCCAUGAUCGAGCAGAUGAAGGCGAAAUCGUUUGUGCCAAACAUUAAGCGUCAAAUACAAUUAGAACAGGAACGCAAACAACGCAUUAAGAAUCGCGCCAGUCAGCUGGACAAGCAGAUCAAGGUGCUGAUCGAUGACAGCGUAAUGUUGCUGAAGGCGCGCAUGAAUGAGUUGGGUAUCAAUGUCACCUCUCCCAAUGAUCUAAUCACAAAGGCUAAAGAGAUUGUCGGUCGACAUAAGGAGUUGCAAGGUAUAGCAAAGAAAAUACAAUCGCAAGUGACGACCUGUGAAUUGGAGCAGAAACGUUUGUUGAAGAAGCACCUACAGCAUUUACCAGAAUAUCAGAAGACUUGUGGCAAUAAUGGACGUACCAAGGUUGAGCUGCCGAAUGGCGGCAACCCAAUCGACCUGAGCGAAACUGCUGCGCACGAAUUGGUGCUGAAGGAGAUCGCCAAUACAUUGGCGCAACGUAAAAAGUUAUACGCGCAAGUGUCAAGUAUUGAGAAAGAGGCGGCGCUCUUGGAGAAAGCAGCCGAAGAGCGGCGCACAGCAGCAGCGCUACUUGCACAGGGCACCAAUAUGACAUUAGCUAACACAACAGCAGUAUCAAAUAGUGCGCCAACAAUGAUGCCCGCCACGCUGAUAUCGGCAGGUGCAAGCGGCGUCACGCAACCGCUGCAGUUGACGACGACGAGUGGCGCGUCGGCAGGCGGUAAUGCAGUAUCGAAUAGUGCACCCACAACGCCAAGUAAAUCCGCGACAAACGCGACAUCAAAAACACCGCGUCGUAGUCGCGAUCAUCGUACGCGUUCGCAGGAGUGGCCUGAUGUACCGGACGUAGGCAAAAUAGAGGAAAGUAAUCCAGAAGUGCUAGCACAAAAGAUACUGGAGACAGGGCGUCAGAUCGAAGCGGGUAAAUUUUCAGCCGCGACUGGCACAGGAAAUGCAUACACCAACGCUAUGGCCGGUAUUGGCGUUUCCAGUGGCAAGCAACUUGCCUUGUCGACAACUGCGCAUCACCAGCAUCUCACCAAUAACAAUAUAGCCCAAUAUCAUGACGAGGCUCUGACGACACCGUCAAAGAAGAAACAGCAUGCGCGCAGUUCGAGCAACGAACACCUACCGUCGGUGUCUAUUUAUGUGGCCGACAGUAACCUGAUGCCGGCGCCUACAGCAUCCAAUAAGCAGCAGCCGCAACAGCAACCCUCUCCCGUAAAUGGUAAUGGAUUGCGUGGUGUUGCCGGCUUACUGCCAAAAUGCGAGUUGCCUGGUGCGCGCAAGUCGUCAAUGUCCGCCGCUGCUUCCGGUGGCAUACAGGAAUCACCUAAAGUGGCUAACUUUGAAGAUCGCCUUAAGAGUAUCAUCACCUCUGCGUUGAAUGAGGAUCAAGAACAUCGCAAAGCUGCCGCGCAUCAUAUGCCCGGCUCAUCAGCCGGCCACGACUUGAGCCUUCACUCAUCAACACAGUCGUUAGUAUCGCAACAACCGGGUUCGCUUCAAUCAUCGCCAGCACCAAAACGCAGUAAGCACACUGCGUCAGCGUCUUCUAUGAACAACUUAAAUCAGCAAGCACACCCACACCAGCAAAUGCAAAUGCAUCACCAACAACACCCACAUCAUAAUCAUUUGCCGCCGCUACCACCACAGGCCAUGCCGCCAAACAAUCUGAACAACCUCAUUACCGUUGCCACUCAGGGUCCAACACAUUUGAAUGCUACCACCACCAUAUCACCAAUAACACCACCGCCGUCCAUUGGCAACAGCCAAUAUGGCAGCAGCGGUGUGGGCGCCGGAAAAUAUGGCGGCGGCAAGCAACAGUCUUCCGCUGCGUCUGGCAGCCAUAAAGGUAGCGCUGCCAAGUACCAGCAACAACAGAAUAAUGCGCACUUACAGCAGCAACAACAACAACAACACAUGACACACUUACAACAACAACACCAGCAACAGCAGCAACAACACGCACACUUCGGUUCGGCCGUGGGUGCUGGCACUUCACCAGCCGAUCUGGCCUUCCAUCAUCGCCGUCGCAGCUCUGUAAGCGCGGCCAGUUUCGAACAUUACGCUGCACAGCAGCAGCAACAACAACAUCAGCAAGCAAUGAUGAUGGCUGCCGCAGCAGCUGCAGCGAGCAGCGCGUCAUCACAACACCUCGCCAGCGCCAAUCACCAACAUCUAAUGCCACCGCUCGAAUUCAAAGCGCCCACCGUUACAGCAGAAAAUCUCAUAUUGAAUGCGUCGCAGCGUUCCAACAGUCGCGAACAACUCGUCGAGGAAAUGGUGGUCGCACCACGUUCCAGUUCGGCCAACUCCGAUUCGGCCAUUAUGUACUACCCACCGACACGCGAUCGCCUAAUGUCGCUAGAGCGCAGUAAUAGCCGCGAAUCUGCGGUCUCGCAACCGUUGCCGCCACAUCAUACGAACAGUGGCAGCGGCGGCAGUAGCGGGCAACAAAUGUUGCCGCAACCCAGCCGACCAAGCUCAAACUCAUCACAGCCAGAUUAUACACAAGUCUCACCGGCAAAGAUGGCGCUUCGCCGCCAUCUCUCACAAGAAAAACUUAAUCAACAAAUGCCGCCUGCUGGCGCCAUGUCCGGCUUGCCGCUAUCCACAAAGACCAUUGGCGAUCUGGUGAAUGGUGAAAUCGAGCGCACGCUUGAAAUAUCGCAUCAGAGCAUUAUAAAUGCGGCGGUGAAUAUGAGCACAGUUGGUGCCCCACCGCCAAUUACCGGCGCCACUAACGUCGGUGCCAACAAUUACGUGGACCGCGCGGCGCACGAUCGUUUGCUAAUUAAUCCGAAUGCGCAACGUCCCGAGCGCGUGCACGUGCGUGUGUUCGAUGAGCAAACGCCGCCCACACAUGUGCAAGGCAACGCUGUCGACGUGUCGCCACGCACUAUUGGUGCUGGCAGUGGGCGAAAGUCACCGCCGACAACGCCAACGCAGUCCUCACACAAUAUGUCUUCGCUGGCACAUGUCGCAUAUAAUCACAAGACUGCGACUGGUGGCACAGCAACGGCAGCGCCUCCUAAUAGUGGUCGCGUCAAUAACAGCAGCGGUGGCUAUAACCCCUCACUCUAUCAGCAAAUGGCGAUGGGUGGCGGCAAUAGCAAUGGUAGGGAAGCGACGAAUGCCCGUCUUGCUGCUACCGGUAAUGUUGGCGGUGCAGUAAGCGGCUCGCGCAGUCGCGACUACCAGCCGGUUAGCUUACCACGCGCCGAAAUGAAGGGUUGCAUCGAGGCGUAUUUCAAUGAUGAGCAACAUCAUCAGCAGCAGCACCAACAACACCAGCAGCAACAGCAGCAUCACAAUCAUCAAACACACUCGCACAAGGCAGGCAGCAAAGAGCGCAACAAUGGACGCGGGAAUCGUUUGAACGGCAGCAAUCCACCAUUGGAGGGUCUGGCAGCUUCACUGCAGGAUCACGUUAUGGCCUCGCGCAAAUACAAGGAAGAACAUGAAGAGCGUCAGCGGCGGGCUGCCGCAGUGUCCAACAACAACAGCGACAUGCAUAAUCAACACCAUCACCAACAACACUCUCAUCAGCAGCAACAACAGCAACAGCAAUAUGCGCAUAGCCAACAACACCACUAUCAAGCACAGGCGACACAUGGUCACAACAACAACGCCACGCCCAAUAAGGUGGAAAUCGGCGUGAAACGCACUUCGCCCAUGGCAAAUAAUCAACAGCCACGACCCGCUAAGAUGGCCCACUACAACGACAAUGCGGUUGCGCACAACCAGCAACUACACCAACAUCAACAACACCAUCUAACCAACAGUAAUCCAUACGCCAAUAUGAAUGGCGUUAGCAGUAGCAGCAACAGUGGCGCCAUCUCAUCAUCGGCGACAGGUGCACAUACACAACCGCAGUCCUCACUGUCGCCUUCUUGUCGACGCAAUGCGAAAUUGCCACUCGAACCGCUGCUAAUGAGUCCGGAAAUCAACUCGAUAAUGAGCGGUGGAGCUGCUGCUGGCGGCGAUGAGCGCCCCUUGCAGUUGUCAGCAACGGCAGCGAAAAUGUCGCGCCAACAGCAGCAGCAGCUACAACACGAACAGCAAUCACGCACAGCGACCACGCCGCAUAGUACAACACCAAUCGUGGGUGGACGCGCCGGUGAUGAUGAUGAUGUCAUCGCCGACGAUGAAACACACUGGCAACAUCGGGUGAGCUCCGGCUUCGAUCGCCUAGUCGCCUUCGCCUCCACCGAGCUGGAUAAGACGCGGCGUUCUAUUGACACGGACAUAGUGCCGUCGUCGAUCAGCUGCAACACUUCGCCCGAUUCGGGUAUUACCCACAGCAGCAGCAGCAAUUCAGAUACGGCGCGCACAUUUCUCUCCACCUCGUCGACGUCCUCGCAACUGGACAUGCCUAUGAGUAGCGGCGGCAGCAGCGCUGGCAGCACCAGCAGUUCAAGCGGUUGUAGUGUGAGUGGCGCUAGCGCCAGCUCCGGCGGCAGCGGUGUCAAUAGCUACAUGCAUGGACACCUACACCAUCAUCAUCAUCAUCAUUCGUUGUUGUUGCAUGCGCAUGGCAAUGGCGGUGGCGGUGGGGGCACCGCUAGCAGUCACGCUUCAUCAUCAGAUCACCUUAGCGAUAGCAGCAUGAAAUCAACGCAUUCCGAUGUCGCUUCUAUGCCGCCGAUAACGCUGCUGAAGGCGAACUCGACAUCACCGGUUGACGCGAGCGCCAUUGAUAGUCCGCCGCUCUCUGAUAUCGGCUUGCCGCGCACACCCAGUCCGAAUGCGGCCGUGCCGACACCACCCUUGGCCGCAGCUAUGGCGGCAGCGCAUAGUGUCACACCUACGCCGACACCAACACCACCGGCCAACGCCGCUGAUCCCUAUGGCAAUAAUACACUCAAGAUACCCUUAAAAUAUCAACGCAAAUCGAAGUCGUCAUCGGAGAAGCAUUAUAAGAAGAAAUUCUGCGAACGCAAUUGGGAAUACGAUUGUGAUGAUCUGUUGAUGCCAUAUGCGAAUAAUAACAGUAAUGAUGCCACCAACAGCACGGUGAUUGAGGGAUCAACAGCGAACGAUGCGGUUGGCAAAGGAAUGGCUGGCGUAAUGAAAAAUGGUCCCACAACAUUUGCUAAAACGAAUGGCGGCGAGACGAAGAAAUCCCAUCAAACGAGUCCUGAAAAAUCGCCAAAGCGUCAGCAACAACAACACCAACAGAAUUCUUCCGAGGUGAACAACACUAAAUCCGCCGAAACACUCAAUCAUAAUCACAACAGCAACAACAAUCUGUCAUCGACUACAUCGGCGACGACGGCGACAAUGCAAAAUCUUUCGCAGCACCACCAUCAUCAUAAAUCGUCGAAAUUUCGACCGAAAGGCAAGGAUUGGGACUGGUCCAUGGAUAGCAGCAACAGCAGCAGCAAUGUGAACAUCAAUAGCAGCAGCAAUAGCGGCGUCACUGGCGGUAACAGCAGCGGCAACAAGUGCAAAGCGGACGUAGGCGCCGCAGCAGCGGUGUCCAUAGCCGCGCCCACAACAACCAAUGUUAGUUAAGUUGAAAAUGUUGCAUAAUUUUUCGUUAUUUUUUUGUUUGAAUAUUUAUGAACUUGUUCUGAGCACAUGACACUUGUAGCCUCUACACAAUCGGUCGUCUGUUGACAGCAAUCGGCAAAACAAUAGCAACUAAUGUUAAUUUAUAUAUUUAUUUUGUAAUUUAAUUAAGACACAAAAUGUUUAAAUUGUAUCAUAAAUUUCGUUCUCGUUGAUCGCUAUUAAUUUUACUGUUAAGUUAUAAAUUUAUUACAGUUAAAACGCUGCUUAUUUCAAUUAAGUCAAACUUUUUGUCCCAAGUGAAAAAUAAUCUACAAUUUGUACAGUUAUUUAAACGUAAACUUACUCGUUAAUUUAAAACAUUUUUUUUUUAAUAAUUUUUGGAUACUUGGCUGAGUGUAUUCAAGCUACAGUGUUUGUUAGUCUUUUUUUCAAAAUGUUUUGCUUAAAAUUUUAAAAUUUAAUUGCAAAUUAUGAAAUAUUUGAAAAGUGUGAAGAGCUUAGUUUAGAGAAACGCCCUAACACGCCUAAAAAACUGGGUUCGAUGUUAAAAAUAAAAAAAAAAAAACAUUUUUUUAACAUCUGACAAAACCACUUGUUUUAGCACAAGUUUAGCAAAUGUUCUCGCCUACAGCUGUAUUUUCGAAGCUUCGAAGAGUUUUUCAAGUAUUGAAAGAAGCUGAAAAUUUAUAUGUGAAAAUGUUUGUUAAAAGUUUACAUAUAUUGCUGUUGUUGUCUUUUUAACUCACUGACAUACAAAAAGUUUCCUUUCCAUUGGGGUCUUAUCACACAGUUUGGCGGGUCCUAAACCCAGCUUACAACCCUGGUGAGGGAUGGUUCGCCUUCUCCCUUUAGCUCGCCUUCAAACUGAUGUUCUUUGGCUACCCUGAGAAUACUUAGUCGUGAGCUGCUUCAGUCAUAUGUAAAAUAAUCGUUUCUGACCAGUCCCAAGUGAAUGGCGCUUUGAGAACUUUUCUCACUUGCAUGAGCUUCUACAUACGACUUUAUCCUCCCGGCUAUAACCGCUUACGAGUUGUCUACGCCAAUAAAGGAGAAGGCAUAAAAUAUUUUCAUAUUUUGCUUUAAAUUUAUAAAAUUUCGAAUUUGAAACUAAACUUCUAUUGAAAUAUUUGCAAUAAUUGUUUUUUUUUUUUAUUAUUAUUUUUAUUGAAAAAUAGUUUUAAUUAAUAUUUUAAUUUUUGUAUUUUUUGAAAUUGUAUUUGAAUUUUCUAAUAUCAUCUAAUAUCGUUGUUCAUUUGAUAACUUACUAUGCGCUAUAGCUCGCUAAAGUUUUCUGCAUAAGAAAAAGUAUAAGUUUUUUCCUUAAUGUCUGUGUAUGUGUAGAAAAAGUUUUUAAUUUCCAAUUUAACGUUUGGAAUAUGAAAAUUACACCAACAACACGCGCCAACCACUUCGUGAAUGGUAAGGUAACUGAACGAUGUUUUUCAUUAACAUAAGUUUUUGACAAAAAUUAUUGUUUUUUAAAGUAUUUUUUUUAAUUAAAUUGAAUUUUAUUAAUGUACUUUUUUUUAGUUUUAUUUAAAUUAUUUUUUUUAAUGCAAUUAUUAUACUUAUUUUAUUUUAUAAUUGAAUUAUAAUAUUUUUUUUUAUUUUUUUAUUUUUUUAUUAUUAUUAUAUUUUUUUUAAUUAAUAACUUUUAUAUUAUAAUAAAAGGUUUUUUUUUUGUGAUUUUAUUUUUAAUUUUCACCGCGGGGCGGAUUGUGACAAUUACUUUUAACUGCGUUCACUUAAAAAAUAAUUUGUCAAGCUUAAAUUGUAUUAUAUUUUUUGAACACUUUGUUUAUUUUUUCUGCUGGUUUUAUAUUUGUUGAUAUGAAAUGUUUUUUCACACAGUUUGCUUUGCACAGUUUAAAAUUUAUAUUUGAAAUUAUUCGUUAUUUUAAUAAAACUUAAUUAUUAAUAUAUUAAAUUUGUUUUUUUUUUUUAAUUGUGUUGCAUAGCUUAACAGCAUUUGCCACAUUUUUAUUUGUGAACAAUUAAAGAAAUAUUUAAUGAAACGAAAUUUAAAUGACAAUGCUAAUUUACUUUAAAUUUAACAUUUUAAUAAAAGAAAUUAUUAAAAUUAGUGAAAAUUUGUUGUUAAAUAAGUCUGAGGAUAAAAAAAAAAUAUUUUUGGAAAGAACAAUUUCAGCAACUGUAACGAACGCAUUGAAAACGAAGCUUUUGCGCUGAGUUGCUGAUAAAAAAUUUUAAUAAAAAAUAUGUAAAGCAUACUUUUUUGCAAUAAUUUUUUUGUUUUUUGCUCUUUUUUUUUUAUGAAUUGUUAAGCGACGACAGAUUUUAUGCACAUGCGCAAAGGCAUAACGUUAUGUAUGUAUAUAAGUAAUUUUAGAUUUAAAAACCGAAAUAAAUGAAAACAAUUUUAGCAUGAAAAAAUGUUUGCAAGGGAAGCUAAAACAUAUAUUGUAUAUUAAAUGAUAAAAACAAAAUAAAAAAUGUUAAAAUUAAAAAAUGAGUUAAGCGCAACGCAGGCAAUGCAACGGUAAAAAGUUAUUUAAUGACAAAUGUACGCGUAAACAGUUUAAGCAAAUUGUAAUAAUAAUAAAUAUAUAUACACACAGAUAUAUACAUUUGUAUAUAGUAACCAUGUAAUGUAAUAUAAAUAUAGAAAAAGUAAAUGUACUGUAAAAUGCAGCAACACUUGUAAUACUAAAUAAUAAUAAUAAUGAGCAGUAACGGUAAAUAAAAUGUAGGGAAGGAAUUAUGCAAUUUAGUUAAAUAAUAUUUAAAAAUAAAAUAUGGUAAUUAAAAAUAAUAAUAAUUAAAUACUAGCGGAAAAGUAAAUAAACAUUUAAUGCAGCAACAUUAAUUUAACACAUAAUUAUUAUAUAAUACUAGUAUUUAUGCAACAUUAAAACCGAAACAAACUUAAAACAAAGAAGAGCGUAAAUUUAAUGCGAAAAACAUGAAUUUUAGGUUAAGUGCAACCGGCAAACAAUUCACGUUCAGGAAAUGAAAAAUUAAUAGUUCUUUAAUUACAACAACAAUUACAAUGUAUUAAAAAUGACAAUUUAUAAACAGCAAAUAGCAGUUACAAUAUUAAAAUAAAGAAAAUUUAAUUUAAAUUUAAAUAUUAUUACACUCGUGGUACAGUUGUUUCGAACGAAUGCAAAUGCAAAUGAAUAAACAAAUACAGUAACAACAACAAAUAAUGAUGGCAUUUAAUUAAUUUACAAAAUACAAGUUAGCAACGUAAACAAACCCAAAACGAAGAGUAUUUACGAAUUGAAUAAUUGAAUUUUUAACAAAGCAGUCAAAGCUGAAAUAAAAUUAAAUGGAAUAUAAUAAAUAUACGUAAAUAAAAAGAACAUACUAGUGUAGAAAUAGGUGAAGUAGUGCGAAGGUAAAACAAAUUUAAUUUAAUUUCUCGUUAAAUGCGUGCAAAUCCAAUCAACGCACGAAUAAUUUAAGCCACACUUCGUUAGGAGCGGCGAUUCGAGCUUUCGCUCUCUUUCUCUCUUUAAAGUGUGCUUUAUGCCAGACUGGGGCACAACACUUCAGUUUUACAGGCAACGGGCAAACGAUUUUAAUACAAAAAUGGUGCUUACGAGUUUGCUUUUUUGUUUUUUUUUUUUAAUAAAAAGUCAAUAAGAGUAAAUGAAUAUCCGCUUUGAAAGGGCAGACUGUUAAAAAGGUAUUGCAAUCAAUAGAGAGCGCAUAAACUUGGGCGGCAGUGCACUUGAUUUGGUGAUUCUAAGCGUGCAAUUAAAACUCAAGCGGGGCUGUAAGAAAGCUUUUCAAGAACUUUCUUUCUGAGAAUUUCGCAUGGAUUGUAAACCGUAAAUUAAUAUUUAUAUAAAAAUAUACAUAUAUAUAUUGAAUAUGUUGAAAUUGAUUUUUGUUUUCUUAAUUGCCCCAUUUUUCUAAUAUUUUAUAUCCCUUCCAUCAUAGAUUUUGGAUAUUGGUGCAACUUAUUUCACUUAUCACUAUUAUUUAUUAUUUUUAUUGAAGUUAGUCAAACUAUUAGUUUAACUGGACCCAAACAUCUACAAUUAGUCACAAAAAUUAGUAUACACUGGAGUUCGUAAAAUAAAUACACUAACUAUGGAAAAUUUAGUGGAUAUAUUGGAUAGUCGAAAAAGUCCUUUCGUAUUUCUAAUCAAAUUUCAACUUAUUUUUUUUUUAAUUAAUACUAAAAAAUUAAUAAAGAAGUAUCUACCAUUUUGGUCGACCAUUUUUGGCAUUUUUCCGCUAGAGAAAUUAUUCCAUCAGUGUAAACCGAAAUUUUGAAAUUUCCAGAACGGAAGCGAGCGAACCAUUGUUGUGCUAUACGAACUGAUACAGCAUCGUCUGCGUAAACUUCACAAAUUUCAUUGGUAGCUUGCGUGGCAUUCUUCCUUUUUUAUACAAAAAUUUCAAAGUAUAGCGAAUUUCUUCAUUAUUUUCACUCAUUUCUGAACAGUUGUAAAUUUUUUUCAACUUCCCCGAUUUUCUUUUGGUUAAAUGGAGCUUAAAAUCUCACCUUUGCAACACUCUAUGGUAUGACAUAAUGUGAUAUUGGUAGCAGUGGAGAUAUGCAGCUGAAACGACAUCUAUUGACAAAAUACGAAAAGACUUUUUCGACUAUCCAAUAUUUGCAUUUUUUACGCACAUUUGAAGAUGGAAAUCUUAUUGACUACAUUUGAACAUAAAUUAAUUCAUUUAUUUAACACUAAGCCAAAAAUAAAACAAAAAACUGUAAUUAUUGAUAAAUUCAGGUCACAAAAUUGAGUAUACACUCAAUGGAAAAUAACAAUUCACUUAACUUUUUUCUUUAAUUUUAUAGGCGGUGGGUCCACCUGACAUCCGCCUAGGCAUCGAUUCCACUAGUUUUUUAUUUUUUUUUUUGUAAAAUUAGGUGAUAUUUCGCCCCAUAUCUUGAUAAUCUCCUUUUUUAGUUCUUCUUUGGUACGGGGACUGGAUUUUUUCAGCUCAGAUUUCAUAUCUCCCAUAAGUGAGUGCUCUAUGGGGUUCAUAACAUAGGAUUGUGGUGGAGUCUUAAGCUCUUUUGGAGCGUUAUGAAGCAACAGUUUUUUGAUUAUCAUCACUUUAUGUUUUGGAUAGUUGUCUUGUUGGAACCAAAACACAGACGGUAGCUGUAUUCUCCACGCUUGCAAGUAAAUUGCACCUCAGUAUAUUCAAAUAAAUCUCCUUAGUCAUAUAAUAUUCGUUUGUACAGUUAUACAGAUAUCGUUAUACACGAAGAUUCAAAUAUAUUCGUAUUCAUACGUAUGUAUGCACAUAUGGACUUUCGUCUCACAUGGGUAAAGUCCGGUUAGGGUGGUUAUCUGAACAAAUAUAGUUUGCGAACUUACCCGCAUAUUCGGACUCAAGUGCAUUUGAAUAUCUGAAUUUCAAUACGGUUUGAAAGCGCACGUGGAUAAAAUUGGGAUAGUUUGGAUAUACGAUGAUGCGUAUAUAUUAGGGUGUUUUUUUAUGAACUAUUAAUUUUUUCAAUCCCAUCAUGAAAUUCUCUUGGAAAUGCCCUAAAAAAAUUCUCUGAAAAUUUGAGGACCGGGGCAUGUAAACAUUGUCCAUUGAAAAUACACGACAACCGUGAUUUUUUAUCUUUAAAUUUCUAUAGUUCAGAGGCAUUUUAUGGCAUCGCUUUGAAUUUAGACACAUAUUCCUCAGAAUUGAACACUCUACAAAAGUGCCCAUAGCGCCAAAGUCGAAACUCACACCGGCGAGGUAGUAAGGGGCUCUAAGCCUGAUUUUUUCACGAAACUCGCGUUUUUUGUAUAUAUUUCGUAAAUGACAAGAGCUGUAGAAAAAAUGUGCAUGACAAACUUGUAAUAAAUUUUAUUUGCUAAAAAUAAGGUCCGAGGUCAAAAUCACUAUCAUUAAUACUUCUCGAGAUAUUCGGCUUUUUAAGUAAGGCUUUAUAGAAUUUUCAUAGAUGGUAUGUAAUAAAAAAUCUUCGCUGCCUCUUCAUCGCUUUACGAUACUUCGCGGAAAAAUGGGUGAAGCAAGACCAUCUUCAAUUAGAUUUAAAACAGGUAUAAACGGUGAUUUACUUAUAGCAACCGGAAUAUUUUGUUCAGGUUUGUUGCUUUGACCCGUUUCACCUUAAUAAUGACGAAUACUAGAGCUG